Molecule: messenger RNA, 3152 nt
Organism: Xiphias gladius (swordfish)
Lineage: Eukaryota; Metazoa; Chordata; Actinopteri; Istiophoriformes; Xiphiidae
Product: E3 ubiquitin/ISG15 ligase TRIM25-like
Exons: 1
Coding region: 204-1877 (557 amino acids)
Molecular function (GO): protein binding; zinc ion binding
Source: RefSeq, a predicted model, not a curated record
UGAACUUUACUCUGUCCAUAUAUUUCCUUGUUCCUUCCCCUUCAGAUCUACAGUUUGAAGAUGGGUGGAACCAACAUGUGGUGAAGUGCAAGAGCUGACAGGCCCCGUUCACUGCAGAAACAGAUGUUGUUAAGAUCAGAGCUCAAACUAGUUUCGGUUCUAAGAAAGUGAAACUCAGACAGUCGUUGCCACUGAGAGGUGAAAUGGCGCAGAAAGGAGUUCAGCUGGACCUGGAAACCUUUUCCUGUGCGAUCUGUCUGGAUCUACUGAAGGAUCCGGUGGCUGUUCCCUGUGGACACAGCUACUGCAUGAACUGUAUUAAAAGCUUCUGGGAUGAAGAGGAUGAGAAGAAAAUCCACAGCUGCCCUCAGUGUAGGCAGACCUUCACACCGAGGCCUGUCCUGGUGAAAAACACCAUGUUAGCAGCUUUGGUGGAGGAGCUGAAGAAAACUGGACUCCAAGCUGCUCCUGCUGAUCCCGGCUAUGCUGGACCUGAAGAUGUGGCCUGUGAUGUCUGCACUGUGAGAAAACUGAAAGCUCUGAAAUCCUGCUUGGUGUGUCUGGCAUCUUACUGUGAGACACACCUACAGCCCCAUUUUAAAUCACCUACAUUUGAAAAACACAAGCUGUUGGACCCCUCCAAGAAGCUCCAGGAGAACAUCUGCUCUCGUCAUGAUGAAUUGAUGAAGAUGUUCUGCCGCACUGAUCAGCAGUGUAUCUGUUAUCUCUGCUCUGUGGAUGAACAUAAAGGCCACGACACAGUCUCAGCUGCUGCAGAAAGGACUGAGAGGCAGAGAGAGCUGGAGCUGAGUCGACAACAAAUCCAGCAGAGAAUCCAGGACAGAGAGAGAGAUGUGAAGGUGCUUCAACAGGAGGCGGAGGCCAUCAAUCGCUCUGCUGAUAAAGCAGUGGAGGAUAGUGAGAAGAUCUUCACUGAGCUGAUCCAUCUCAUCGAGAAAAGAAGCUCUGGUGUGAAGCAGCGGAUCAGAUCCCAGCAGAAAACUGAAGUGAGUCAAGUCAAAGAGCUUCAGGAGAAGCUGGAGCAGGAGAUCAAUGAGCUGAAGAGGAAAGACGCUGAGCUGAAGCAGCUCUCACACACAGAGGAUCACAACCAGUUUCUACGCAACUACCCCUCAUUGUCAGGACUCAGUCAAUCUACAGACUCAUCCAGCAUCAAUAUCCGUCCUCUGAGGUACUUUGAAGACGUGACAGCAGCUGUGUCAGAGGUCAGAGAUAAACUACAGGACAUUCUGACUGAGAAAUGGACAAACAUCUUAAUGACAGUGACUGGAGUGGAUGUUUUGCUGCCACAACCGGAGCCCAAGACCAGAGCUGGAUUCUUAAAAUAUUCACAGGAAAUCACACUGGAUCCAAACACAGCACACACAGGUCUGUUAUUAUCUGAGGGAAACAGAAAAGCAACAUUAAUGAAACAACAUCAGUCUUAUCCUAGUCACCCAGAAAGAUUCACUAAAUAUUUUCAGGUCCUGAGUAGAGAGAGUCUGAUUGGACGUUGUUACUGGGAGGUGGAGUGGAGAAGAAGAGUUUAUGUAGCAGUCGCAUACAAGGAUAUAAGGAGAACGGGGAGAUCGGAUGAAUGUGUAUUUGGAUUCAAUAACAAAUCUUGGACAUUAAAUUGUGACCAAAUGGGUUAUACGUUCUGGUAUAACAGCAUCAAGACUCCAGUCUCAGGUCCUCAGUCCUCCAGAGUAGGAGUGUACCUGGAUCACAGUGCAGGUAUUCUGUCCUUCUACAGUGUCUCUGAAACCAUGACUCUCCUCCACAGAGUCCAGACCACAUUCACUCAGCCUCUCUAUGCUGGACUGUGGUUUAGUGGAUAUAAAGGAACCAAUGCUGAGUUCUGUGAACUCAAAUAGAAAGAAGUCAUUUAAGGGACAGUUGGUCAAAAUCUGUGUUUUAGUUCAUCCGUUUAUUUGGUCUCCAUGUUUGUUGCUAAAAGUUCAUUGCUGUUGUGCUUCUGCGCUGCACGGAGAUCACCUGUCAAUCAAACAUUAUGGGUGGUACUUUGGCAUCUUCUCCUUUAUCGUCCUGUUGAUGUUUGACUUUCUUUAGGUGGAGCUGGAGCCUCGGAGGAGAUCACUGCUCAUGAUGAUUUUUGUUUACGUAAACUUAUGUUUCUCCACGUGAAAAUGUAAACUUCUCUCUUCUCUAAAUGUUUGUUGAAUAUUUGUAUUGAUGUAUUUGUAUGUUGUUGUUUCUCUUCCGCUGCAUGAACCUGAACAGACAAAUCACCAGACCUUACUUUAUCUGAGAUAUUUAGUUCUCACUGUGAAAAGAAAGAAAGCUAUAAUUACAUUUAUAUUAAUGCGUUUGUCAGAUCAAAUGUUGUCUUUGCACAAAUCGGCUUACAAAGAAGAUGCUCUGAUGUAUUAUAAAACUGUAUUCAUCGUGGUUAUAGUCAAUAAGGAGAUACUUCAUUAUUUAUACUGAACUGUCAACAAAGAAAUGCAUCUAAAACAGUCAUGAUUAAGGUUCCUGACAACAUCAAAGAUAAAGUUAAUCCAACUGUUAUAAAAAGAAAUAAGUUUUUAUUAUAAUGUCAGUAAUUAUAUUUGAAAAUGUGCAUUCAGUUAAAUCAGAAUAAACAUAUUCAAUUGAACCAAAGUUGGCUGAAAUACAAGAAUUCACAGAGAAUCACAUCUUGAAUUUGACAGGAUUCAUAUUUUCCACCUUAUCUUAUAACGUUAUUCAUAUGCCCAUAUGUAGAGGCAGUGAAAGAGGUAUUGAUUGCUGUCAUCUUUCCAACUGUCCAAUGAUGGAAGUUAUAUACACAUUUCUACUUUACUCUACUACAUUUUAGAGGGGAACAUUGUUCUUUUUUCUCCGCUACACGUCUUUCACAGCUGUAGUUACUUUGCAGAGUCAGAUUAAUGAUACAGAUCACAGUCAAGAAAUAAAUUGUGAUGUAUCAUCGUAGGUAAUACAAGAUUCAAAAACUACCCAGAAGUAUAUGAAGUCAUUAAAAUUAGUCCCACCUUUAGCAGCUGCAACAUUAAAGUGAUGUUUACACAUGAAUGCGUCAGUGAUUAAAAUCCAAUAAUCUAAUAUACAUAAUUCUGAAAGGAGCCAUUCUGCAUAAUGAGUUCUUUUACAUUUGAUACUUUACCAAUAUGUUUUGAUGAUGCUUAUAC